AUGGAAGGGGCAGGGCCCUGCUCCCCUUGCCAUUCCCUUGUGGACCAGAGCCUGUUUGAGAACGCCAGCGCGGCAGCGGCUCCGCGCCCGCAGCCGCCGCGCCCCGCCGGCAGCCAGCACCUCCGCAACCUGGGCAAGGCGGUGGGGGCCAAGGUGAACGACCUGCUGCGCCGCCGGGAGCCGCCCGGGCUGCCCGGCCCCGGCGUGACCGAGGUGAACGCCAGCGCCGGCGCCGUGCUGCGCGGCGGGCAGCCGGCUGCAGAGGAGGGGGCCGUGGGGCUGGAUGCUUUUCCCCGCCUGGACCCCCCACCCUCCAUCAGCAGGAAGCGGACCCCACGUGCCCUGAAGACCCCACAGGACAUGCUCAUCGCACCCCAGCCCGCAGGGACCGGCCGGAGGAGCAGCCUGGAAGAGCCUUCUGAGCCACCCCCAGCCCCCUCCCGCCCUGCAGGGGAGCAGCUGGGCACGAGGGACCCAUCUCCUCCAGCGUGCCCUGCUGUACCCACCGCGACGGGCACCCCAGAGCCCAAGGAGGAGCAGCCCUCUGCUGCCCUCCCCGUGCCCGACCUCAUCCAUAAGGGCAGCCUGGACAGCCAGCGGCAAGCAGGAGAGAGGGCUCCUGAGACCUCACCUCACACCGAGAAGCCCUCCCAGAGACCUGGGCCGGAGCACGAGCCGCCGGGGAGCACGGGGCGGCAGGAGCCAUGUUCUCCGAGCCGGGAGCUGGAGGGGCCCCAUCCUGACCUACUGUCCUUUGAGUAG
This is a messenger RNA of Dryobates pubescens (Downy woodpecker), 762 nucleotides long. RefSeq names its product chromosome 11 C1orf226 homolog (gene C11H1orf226). Bases 1 to 762 code for a protein of 253 amino acids. The record is from RefSeq and is a predicted model, not a curated record. The transcript has 3 exons. NCBI's taxonomy places the organism in Eukaryota, Metazoa, Chordata, Aves, Piciformes, Picidae.